GGAAGGACAGAGGGAGAGGGGGGGGCCCUGGCAUCUCCAACACUGGCCCAAUGAAUGGGUGAGGAGGGCUCAGGAGCACAGCACCGGAGAAGCCAAAGCAGAGGGGGAAACGCAGGGUGAUAAUGUAAAAAAAACAGGAGAGGGGGUUGGAUCUGAGCCGAGAAGGGAAAAAACAGAGAAAAAGUUUUGGAGACAAGAGUAUGAGGGGGAAAAGGAAAAGGGAAGAGACUAAACAUCAGAGCUGAUAAACCCGAUGUUAAUGGAAAACUUAAGAAGAGGUUUGUGGAAGAAGAGGAGGAAGCUCCCUGUGUCUCAGGAGUCCUCCUGUUCCUCUUUUGCUUCACCCUCUUUCCCCGAGGCUGCUGGACUCCAUCCAUCACUAUGUUCUCUGACAGCGAGGCUCAUGCACCUGGAGAGCAGAAAGGCUUCAAGUCUCACACCCCUCACUUCAUCCCGUGGCUGCGCAACAGCCUGAAGGCUCACCACGGCAGCGGUGACCCGGGGCUCAACGGACCCUACAGAUCCAGCUCCGAGGGCCGCAACAGCCUGACCCCGCUGGAGAGAGCUAAAGGGAUUGGCUUUUUCUCCAUCCAGGGGAAAACGGACAGGGCCAAAAAGGGUGAACUCCGGUGCAAUGGCAUGGGGAUGCUGCCGGUGGUGCUGAGGGGACACCACAUUCUGCCCGGGAAGCACAGAGAGGACAGUCCCGCCCGCUGGAACCAGACUAAGGAGGUGGAUGCACAUCCUAAAGCACGGCUCAGCCAAGGCGACGGGCCACAAGGCCCGGGGGGAAGCACCUCCACAGCUCAGGACAAAGUAGUCCUUGUAAAGAAGCAGAGCAGCCACCUGAGUCCGCUCCAGUCGCAGGGGGACAGGACCCCAGUCAGGAAAUGUGUGCCUCUUGUGGUACCACCUCCCACCCCUGUUUCUGCAGAGGGACCCAACUGUAAUGUACCUGUUGCGGCUUGCGCCGAGGGCAGGAAAGGGAAGUUAUGGGACUACAGCAGUCAAACGACCAACCGCCACAGAGACCUCCACUCAUCCAGCUGGCUGGGCUCAGACACUCAGGGCCCGCUAGAGCGGCGGCACGGAUUCAGCUCCAGCCUCAGCUACAUCAACAAACACUGCAAGAACUCCCAGAGUCAGAAGGACCUGGCGGCCCUGAGGGAGCCACCUGUGGAGGGUUUCAACAGGCCGCUGAACGGACUCAUCUUCUCCACCGAGGUGUCCCAGAGAGGCCUGGGCUGCACCACAACGCUAAGGGGCCAGAGGAAACCCAGACCAAACUCAGAGCGGAUCGCAGUCCUGGGUCAGAACCAGACGUGGGUACAACCCCGACCAAACAGCGAAGAAGCGCCACAGACAAAAGAAGCGGGCUGCACCAGGAAAGUGGUCAGAAACCAGAUUCAACGAGUUGUGGACAAUCUGGAGCAGGUUGUCAAAGCUCUGAGGGACGUUCAUCAGGAAAUGAAAGAGGUGGUGCAGCAGAUUGACUACCUAACCUCCACAAUUGAUCUGAAUGAGGAGGAGGAACGGAGGACGGGAGGGGACGCCAAUCCUCCCAGUGACAGCAGCUUCAGCUCAGGUUCCAGUUCCAGUGAGGCGACGGUGGCGAGCACCCACCAGAGGCCCGUAGGGGCUAAAAACCAGCUGAGAACUGUGGACUCAUACGACACCUUCAGGAGGGAUCGCCCUAGCCGGAGUCAGUCUCCACAGAACGUACAGCUGUGCCCGAUUACCUCUGAGUUUUUACCAGAGCGGCGUCAGACUCCUCCCUGUACUCCUGGUCUCGUGUCCUCUCCCAGAAAAUGCGAGCUACUGCCGUACACAAGUAAUCCUCUCUCGUCUAUUCCUUCCCAACUUCAAAACCUCAUCCUCCAUGAUCAGACUCUGUCUGCCCAGAGGAGCCUCCCUGCUCGGCCUCCCACCCCUGGUCUAUCACCUAUAAAAGUAAACCUCCACCGUCCCAUCAGCCCCAGCUCUCAGCCUCAUUCCCCUGGGGCAUCUUCCAUUAGAAUCAGCCCAGUUUCCCCUCCUUAUCCACCCCCUGCCCUCAGCCCUUCUGUCAUCAUAGAGACCAAAGACGGAUCUCAUCGGACCCCACCAGGCGAGCUCCCAUCUGCUGGGCCACUCUCCCCGUCACUGAUCCACUCUCAGUCUGCGAGCUGCCCACCCACUGACUCAGAUAUUGAGACUGUGUUCAUGGCUGAUGGAGAGCAGCGAGCAUCCUCAGCAGGUCCCUCUCAUGUGUGCACCGGCUCUGCAGCCACGGCUAAACCACGCACAGCACAAGGCCGCAGAGGCCGCAAGCCACCACCGUACCCACAUAAUAGGUUCUCCGAGCUCACAAAGAAAGUAAAGGAAUCCCGCAAAGCCCCUCCGUACCCAGAAAAAAGAAGGCUGCUCUCGACCACAGUGUGAGACAAUGCAGCAGGAGGGGGAGGCUGAUUGAAUGGAGCCAUAUUUACAGCACCAGCCACACGUCUGCGAGAGUGGGUAGUGAUUUAAGGCUCGCCAAAUGGAGCUGAGACCAAGUUUCCAGGGUGACGGCGCAUGGACAUAACUUGGGGUGAGUCAGGAUCUGGAAGUGAUCAUUUCCUGUUGUGACCCCCCCACUACCCCAACCCCCCCAGAGGGGCCUCUGUGAUGAAGGCUCUUUCGCUUCGUUUGACCAUUUCUUCAGUUCCCGGAAGAUCGCCUCGAGACAGACGAGAGACAUCAAGCAAGGUACACACAUCCCGAGUUAUGCCCCGGCAGAAUCACGUCGGCACAAUCCUCACAAUCUGAAUUCAGUCCUUGGACACUUGCGCUGUUAAGAGGGCCGGAUCAAUGUCAGCAAGAUAAAACAGCUGUACUCUCAACAUAAGAGA
This is a messenger RNA of Cololabis saira (Pacific saury), 2870 nucleotides long. RefSeq lists its product as uncharacterized. Bases 382 to 2421 code for a protein of 679 amino acids. Gene Ontology annotation, biological process: positive regulation of translation; positive regulation of cell size. The transcript has 3 exons. The record is from RefSeq and is a predicted model, not a curated record. NCBI's taxonomy places the organism in Eukaryota, Metazoa, Chordata, Actinopteri, Beloniformes, Belonidae.